This is a messenger RNA of Penaeus vannamei (Pacific white shrimp), 1085 nucleotides long. NCBI's taxonomy places the organism in Eukaryota, Metazoa, Arthropoda, Malacostraca, Decapoda, Penaeidae. The record is from RefSeq and is a predicted model, not a curated record.
UCAAGUGAAACAGCCACAGUAUGCUGCUAGGUCUGAGCUGAGUAACUACUAAGCUUAUUGAGCUGUGAUGACGGAGAGGAAGGUGCAGGUCACAGUCCUCUUCUUUGCCGUGGCUCGUGACCUGGCAGGCAGGGAACAGGCAACCUUAUCUCUCACAGCCGACACCAGGCCAGAGUGGCUUCUGUCAGAGAUUGCCCAAACCUUCGAUGGCAUUGGGAGGAUAAGAGACAGUGUCGUCCUAUCCCUCAACCAAGAGUACUGUGAGCCAGACCAGCAGAUUUCCCUGUCUCCCGGUGAUGAACUGGCAGUCAUUCCACCCAUAAGUGGAGGCUAACUAAAAAAAAAAGAAAACAACAUGGACCACAUCAAGUUAACCAGAGAAGUGUUAUCAACCGGAGAGGUGGCGGAUGCAGUGACCGACCCAAGCUGUGGUGCUGUUAGCCUCUUUGUGGGAACAACACGCAAUCAUUUCCAGGGUCGACAGGUAGUGAGACUUGAGUACGAGGCAUAUGAAGAAAUGGCCGAGAAGGAAAUGCUGUCCCUUUGUAAGCUGGCCAGGGAGAAGUGGAAUAUCAAGCAUAUAGCCAUCUAUCAUAGACUGGGUGUUGUCCCUGUUCUUGAAUCAAGUGUCAUAAUAGCUGUCAGUUCAACACACCGACGAGAGUCUUUAGAAGCAACGUCUUUCCUGAUUGAUGAACUGAAGGCUCGAGUGCCCAUUUGGAAGAAGGAAAUGUAUGAUGAUGGAGGAGGGGACUGGAAGAAGAAUAAAGAGUGUGCAUGGAAUAAGGAGGAAGAGAUGGUGAAGGAUGCAUAGGAACUAGAGGAACUUUAGAAAAUGAGAGGAAAUUGUUGAAUGAAUUGUAUGCUUAUUUUCAAUUUAUUUUCAGAGAGUCAUGAUUAUUUUGUUAAAAAAUGACAGUUCUGUGUAAAUGAUUAUACUGUUAAACAAUGACAGAUCUGUGUAAUUAGUAUUGAUUUUUUUUUCUCCUCUUUUCUGAAAUUAUGUAAAGGAAAUGUGUUAUGUGAAGCUAUAUUCAGAAAAUUUUCUUUCCUCUUUUUUUAGAACAAACAGAACAAAUGUUCAG